ACAGGUCAUAUCCUCGAUGUCAGAAUCCAGACGCAGAGUUCGACAUCAAUGGCUUCGCAAUCCAAAUGGUCCGUUUCUGGAUAAGAGGAGUCCUCCUCAUGGCCAACGAACGCCUAACCGUCAAAUAUGGGCCCAUAGCCUCGACGACUUUUUUUGGAUUGCUCGUAUUGUGGACAUGAAUGUCAUGACAAUCUGGUCACGAAGUAUGAUACGGGAAUUUGGAGAGAACUACGACGAUAGAGUGUGGAACAAGAGGGAGCCUCCUCCUAGGAAAAGAAAACCUUGGCCACUGUUAAAACUCCCUAAGCGAAUGAAGGCGGAGGGUAAGAAAUACGGUUUUGGAAUCGUCGAUCCGGGAUCGGACUAUGACUCUGACGGUGACGAAUUCGACUGUCAUACGGUCCUUAUCGACGUUGACUCCGAUAGCGAGGAGAAAACCAAGUCACUCUCCAACAGAGAUGCGUUUAUGAAACUUCUUGAAAAAGGAUUUAACAAAGACUGGCCGCCAGGUCGAAGAGAACUCAUUCGGGAGGCAUUAAGCAAGAGGAAGGUUUCUAUACAUGAUGGGUCAAAGCUUAUUGUUUUCAGGGAUGUCAGUGAAGCUUAUUUCCUCGCCAAACUGAACUGCCCUACGUGUUUCGACGACGGAACGCUCCAUUGUUCCGAGUGCACCGUUAAUCCCCCUCCAGUUAUCUAUGUCGUCCGCUAUGAUACACACAAACCGAAGUUCAUCGAGGACAGAAAAGGAAAGUCGACAGCAUGGUUCGCUGAUCCUAAUAUGCCGUGUGUAUUCAGCGCAGCCCUCUUACGUCUAGAAGCCGUUGUCCCAGAUCAAGAUUACCGGGACGCGUGCCUGCAGGAUAGUUCGCUCCUAGGAGUACUAGGGGCACCUGGGGCUGACAUCCUUCAAAUUCCUGAUGAGGAUGUGACAAGCUCGCAAUGUAAGACUUGCGAUAGGAAAGACCUUCCUGGGGAGGACACUACUAGACUUAUCUCUACCAAGUUUGAUAAGAAUGCAUUUUGGUUUGCGGAUGCGAAGGGAAAUAGAUUGGAUUUGGAUGACCUAGACCCGAAAGUGGGAAAUAACGAUCCGAAAUUCGGUGAUACUCCUGUAGUCACCCCCCCAGUGGAUGCACCUGACCCGCUGCUGAAGGGUCUCCCAGAAUCUGACUCACCAGAAAACACACUCGCAAUUGAGAAGAAUGGAACAAUUCAAUCUGACGUCGAAUUUGAUGGGGUGUAUCUUGCUGAUCCUGCGAACAAUGUCCAAGCCGUCACAGAUGAAAUGAGCAAAGGGAACAACGCAGAUUCAGCAGUCACCAGUGAAGGGUCCGGGAGUCCGUUGCAAACCAAACCUCUCAAUAUGCCGCCUUCCCUGGAGGAAGAAAUCCCACUAGAGUUCUUUCCCGAUAUACUAAUUGUGAAAGAUGCCGCUGGAGGCAUCAUUCGUUACCACUCAUCACAUCGUGCGCCUGUCGCUGAUGAGUACUCCUCUAUACUUGACAAGCCAGUCAAAUUCAGUCGAGUUCUGCCCUCUCCCGCAGACGAUCCCAAGCAACGAUCCUCUUCCUUGGCGCAAACAUUGCGCACGGCGGAGCUACGCCUCUCUUUAAGCUAUAAGCUGGGAAAGGGGAACCAUUCUGACGUCUAUCUCGUUCCGCUCAGAUUACCCCGUCCACUUUCUGCUCGGACUCCCACUGGAGAAGUUUCCGUUGCUUGCAAAAUGGCGCAUGACAGGUCCCGUAGAGCGCGAGAACUUCUUGAGAAUGAAGCGAGAGUGUACGCUUCGUUUCCUAGCUACAUGUUCGAAGAGUGGAAUGGUUAUAAUCUCCUCUCACCCAAAUUCAAAAACCCCGUUCCUGUCGGUCCCGUGGUCCCGAAAUUCUAUGGUUACUACAAGCCCAUCUACGACGCAGAGUACUAUGCUGAAGAUGAGAAGGAUCUGGAUGAAGAAUCUAAGAAAAGCAUGAAGGCAUUCAUCGAAGGACUGAGCCCUAUUCUCUUGAUGGAGCACUGCGGAGAACAGAUCGAUUCACGGGAAAUGUCUGAAGAUGAUCGGGACCAAUGCUUGUCCCUUCUAUAUCAAAUACAUCUUGCAAAUUAUACGCACCAUUCUGCUCACAUUCGUAAUAUUGUCACCCAACCUGGUCCGCUUACGCUCCCGCCACGGAGUCGCAGUCUGAAGGACCCUUCGUUCCGCAUGGUUGACUUUGGUCGCACAGUGCAUCUUUCCUGGCACAUCGAGCAGCGCAGCGCGCCUGUCGAUGAGACAGUGAGUAGGAAUUGGUUUCUUGGCCACGAUAAUGAGAUCCGUGAGCUGCAAAAAGAGAUUCUAUCUACGGAGUUUCGGUGGUAAAAUAUUUUGCCCCCGUCUCCUGUGCUGCUUUUCCAAGCUCCUUUUGUUAUUGAUCCACCCUCUUCAGACGUUCCAAUCCGACGAACAGUGGCUCUCCUAUAUUUCUUGGUUCACGAGUCGCUCCAUUUCUUAGUUUCCCAAUCACUUGUAGAAUAUAGCCACCAAAAGAUUUCUUGCUACAGUAUAGCCAUUGUGUCAUCUACGUCUUCGACACCGCCCGUCCGGGACGAGUGAGCGCAUAAUCACAUCACUUCAAUGCCGCAAGUUGAACUGUGUCCCAUCAUUCACAAGCUGAGGCUCGCAGCACUCGACGAGCGUCCUUUCGGAGGACGUGGGAUUGGUGGUCUGGUCGCUUCUGGUCUCGCUAGAAGUGCGACAUCUGCCCUCGCGGGUGCAGGGCUCAAUGAGAUCGAAAAGUUUGUUCCACC
Molecule: messenger RNA, 2784 nt
Organism: Cantharellus anzutake
Lineage: Eukaryota; Fungi; Basidiomycota; Agaricomycetes; Cantharellales; Hydnaceae
Exons: 5
Coding region: 17-2356 (779 amino acids)
Molecular function (GO): ATP binding
Source: RefSeq, a predicted model, not a curated record